AUGCUCUUCUGUCCAAAUUGUGCGAAUUUACUUGUGAUCUCUGCCGAGACGGGAUACAACAAGUGGGCGUGUAACACAUGCGCGUACGAAUUCCCGAUCACAAAGCAGAUGACCUCGAGAACGAAGCUGAAGCGGAAGGAGGUCGACGAUGUGCUCGGUGGCGACGAAAUGUGGAAACAUGCUGAUUCGACGAGUGCGACAUGCCCUAAGUGUGACCAUGGCCAGGCGUACUUCUACCAACUGCAGAUCAGGUCCGCAGAUGAACCAAUGACGACGUUCUAUCGGUGUGCCGCGUGCGCGCAUAAUUGGAGAGAAAACUAG
This is a messenger RNA of Sparassis crispa, 321 nucleotides long. RefSeq names its product DNA-directed RNA polymerase III subunit RPC10. The transcript has 5 exons. NCBI's taxonomy places the organism in Eukaryota, Fungi, Basidiomycota, Agaricomycetes, Polyporales, Sparassidaceae. Gene Ontology annotation, biological process: termination of RNA polymerase III transcription; DNA-templated transcription; regulation of DNA-templated transcription. The record is from RefSeq and is a predicted model, not a curated record. Gene Ontology annotation, molecular function: zinc ion binding; nucleic acid binding; DNA-directed RNA polymerase activity. Gene Ontology annotation, cellular component: RNA polymerase III complex. The coding region runs from base 1 to 321 and encodes 106 amino acids.